UUAGCACGUAAGCUUUAACUUUGACUUCUUUUUUAAUCAUACAUAUUCAGAUAUAUUCUUCACCUGAUUCGGAUAUAAAGAUGAAUAGUUUAAACAAAUCACUAAUAGUUGUGUUUAUUAUCUUGAUAAAAGCCGAUUCCUGCGUCUCUACGCCGAGUUGUUUCGCAAACUGCGCUUUAUGUGAAAAUUCAACUGUGUGCACAUCAUGUGACUCUGGAUACUACUUACGGUCAGCUGAGGAAUGUAGAUCGUGCACGUACGUAGGAACGAACUGUGCUACAUGCAGUAAUGAAACGCAUUGUAACGAAUGUAAGCAAGGAAAGUGGGGCACCAUUUGCCAAUCAUUUUGUUCUGACGGUUGUAACACAGAAACGUGUAACUCGUUUGAUGGAACAUGUACUUGUAAACGUGGUUUUUAUGGACGUACAUGCCAACUCCAGUGUUCGGCAAACUGCCUUACUGACACAUGUGGGGUUAACGGUGAAUGUGAGUGCAAAGACGGGUAUUAUGGAAGACAAUGUACUGAAAUCUGCUUUGAUGAUUGUGAGAAAUGCUCGUAUGGCACAUCUUGUUCUGUUUGUCCAACUGGAAGAUACGGACAACUGUGUGGCUUUACGUGUGAAUGCAAUGGAAGAUGCGAUAUUCUCACUGGUGAAUGCAUGAAUGAAACGUGUCCUGAUAAGUGUGUAUCAUGUAGUGAACGUGAUCAGUGCAACGAAUGCACUUUUGGUUGGUAUGGUGCACGAUGUAACUACCGCUGUUUAGUUAAUUGUAAUGGGGGUUGUGAGCAAUAUUCCGGACAUUGCGAUGCUUGCUUUACUGGCUACUUCGGAAAUAAAUGUGAUAUUCAAUGCAUUUACUGUCGUAACGGUAACUGCAAUCAAGAGGGGGAGUGUACUUCGUGUUAUGAUGGCUACUAUGGACCACUAUGUAAUAAGAAAUGUUCUGUGGACUGUAUUGGCCAUAUUUGCAACCAGGUAGAUGGGGCAUGUCAACUGCCGGUUCAGUGCCCUGAGAAUUGUGUCAGAUGUACGGAAACACAUACUUGCACUGAAUGCGAUGUGAAUCAUUAUGGUGACCUGUGUGCAUUAGUGUGUAGCAGUACGUGCAAAGAUGGUCGUUGCGAUAUAGAAUCUGGUCGUUGUGAUCAUUGCAUUUUAUCAUAUUAUGGGGACUUUUGCGAAAACCGUUGUAGCCCUGCAUGUGCCUCUGCUGGUUGUAAAAGGCAAACUGGUGCUUGUUUUGGGUGUAAAGAACUAUCAAUUUAUGGCCCGUUUUGUAAUUUAACUUGCAGUAAUAAGUGUACAGAUCUGCAAUGUUCACAAGAAGAGGGUAAUUGUUCAAAUGGUUGUAUCCCUAAUCAUUAUGAUUCAAUGUGUGACAGCAUCUGUUCCGAGAACUGUGUAAAUACAACAAAAGGAACAAAAUGUGACUCUACUGGUAAAUGUUUUAGAGGGUGCUUUGAUGGUUUCAUAGGCGAUACGUGUACGAAAGUGGACACAACUGAUAACGGAAGCAAUGAUGGACAAAUGUCGGGUACUCCGGCAACUGGUAUUGGAGGAGCUGUCACAGGCUUGGUGGUAUUGGCUGUUGUCGUCGUUCUGGUUGUUGUUGUUUUAAAAAGAAGAAAAAGGAGGAAGAAGACAUACGAAGACAUGUUACCUCAAAGAAGCAGCCAAGAUAAACCCUACUCAACAUUGGCACUAGAAAACACGACCCAGUAUGAAAUACCCGAUUCCGAACCACGGUCUGGGUUUAGCAUGGAAAGUAAAGACACUGGAGUGUACUACAAUAAUGAAAAUGUCUACUACAAAAAUGUUGGUGGAAAUGUUCAGAAGAAAUGAGUAUCUACAACAUCAAUUUGAUGAUAGUGGCUUUGUUUAUUGAUCUUUGAGUUGUCAGAGCUGUGUAAUUUCACACAAAUAAAUAUAUCAGUAUA
Mya arenaria is the source of this 1939-nucleotide messenger RNA. RefSeq names its product multiple epidermal growth factor-like domains protein 10. Gene Ontology annotation, molecular function: scavenger receptor activity. The coding region runs from base 81 to 1844 and encodes 587 amino acids. The record is from RefSeq and is a predicted model, not a curated record. Lineage: Eukaryota; Metazoa; Mollusca; Bivalvia; Myida; Myidae. The transcript has 5 exons.